Messenger RNA from Funneliformis geosporum, 828 nucleotides. The record is from the annotation of a GenBank genome assembly. NCBI's taxonomy places the organism in Eukaryota, Fungi, Glomeromycota, Glomeromycetes, Glomerales, Glomeraceae.
AUGUCAAAAAAAUUGAGUAUUACAGAAACCAGUAUGUUUCCUAUUGUUCAUGCCGAAGCUCCAGCUAAUGAACCCGAGAUCGAAGAAGCACCUGAAGAACCUGAAGAUCUUAAGCCACAGAUCGAAGAAGAAUGCGGUGAAACUACAGCUUGUAAACCUUUAAAACAUCACCUUGAAGAAUGCACUCGUCGUGUUGAAGCAGGUGGAACCGACGAAACUUGUGCUGAAGAAUUAUUACACUUUAUGCAUUGUGUAGACCAUUGUAAACAUUUUUCAUUACCACAUAAUAGUGAAGCUGAGAUGCCUCAAUCCCGCUCUCCAAAAAAAGAAGUCAAGGAUGCACCGAAACCUAACUUUGAAUUAUCUGGAAAACUUGUAGCAGAAACAAAUUCUUAUAAUGGCGUUGUAUUGAAAUACUUUGAGCCACCAGAAGCUCGCAAACCAACAAAAAGAUGGAGGUUAUACGUAUUUAAGGGAGACAAAGAAAUAGAUAUUCUACACAUACAUCGACAGAGCGCAUAUUUAUUUGGACGAGAGAGAAAAGUAGCUGAUAUCCCAAUUGAUCAUCCUAGCUGUUCCUCUCAGCAUGCUGUGUUGCAAUUUCGUCAAGCAAGCACAACUAAUAAUGAAUCUGGAGAGAAGUUUUCUGAAAUCAAACCAUAUAUGAUAGAUCUUGAUUCAACAAAUAAAACUUUUGUUAAUAACAAUCCAAUUCCACCUUCAAGAUAUUAUGAGUUAAAAGCUUCUGAUACUAUAAAGUUCGGUUUUAGUUCUCGCGAUUACGUUUUGAUUCAUGAUGAAUUAGAUGAUGGAACCCUUGAAUUAUGA